Molecule: messenger RNA, 3096 nt
Organism: Cyanidioschyzon merolae strain 10D
Lineage: Eukaryota; Rhodophyta; Bangiophyceae; Cyanidiales; Cyanidiaceae
Product: alanine--tRNA ligase
Exons: 1
Coding region: 1-3096 (1031 amino acids)
Biological process (GO): tRNA modification; alanyl-tRNA aminoacylation
Cellular component (GO): cytosol; cytoplasm
Molecular function (GO): ATP binding; aminoacyl-tRNA deacylase activity; nucleic acid binding
Source: RefSeq, a predicted model, not a curated record
AUGGACCUGAAAGAACACACCUUUGGCUUCGCCAAUUCACCACAAGGUAUGCAGUGGGCAACGACGAGCCUGCGCCAACUUGUGCCGCGCAACCUGGUGUCCUGGUCGACACCAUGGUCACUACGAGACUACGCUACUGGGACACUACCGCGUUGGAAGUGGUGUCCACGUAUCAAUCGGUAUGCGAAGAGAGAACGAGCGCUCUCUCGACCACAACGGAGUGCUCGCCCGGCGCUGAUAGCAACCUUAUCGCCUGAGGCGACUGCCCGCAAGAAAGCAGCGGAACGCGUAGCUGUCGGAAAACGCUUAUCAUCAAACGAAAUUAGGGCUGCGUUUCUGGAGUUUUAUCAGCAAAGAGGACACCGGGUUGUGCCGUCCGCGUCUCUGGUUCCGGACGACCCCACGAUUCUGCUCACGAUAGCGGGCAUGGUGCCCUUCAAGCCGAUCUUUCUGGGGCAGCGGCAGCCUCCGGAUCCCCCAAGAGCAGUCUCAGCGCAGCGGUGCUUGCGCACGAAUGAUAUCGAGAACGUUGGACGCACCAAACGACACCACACCUUUUUUGAAAUGCUGGGAAAUUUUUCCUUCGGUGAUUAUUUCAAAGAGCAAUCGAUCCGGUGGGCUUGGGAGCUCAUUACCGAGGUGUACGGCAUUCCGCGCGAACGACUCUGUGUAUCCGUUCUGCACGCUGAUCAGGAGGCCUACGAGAUCUGGCGUGACGUGGUGGGACUCCCCGAACACCGCAUCGUUCGCAUGAGCGAAACCGAUAACUUCUGGUCGAGUGGACCGACCGGUCCCUGUGGGCCUUGCUCAGAAGUCUACUACGACUUUAAGCCGGAGCUGGGCACGAAUGUCGCAUCCGGCGGACACGAGACGAGCGUGCCGCCGGCCACCGCCGGAACGGGUAUUCUGGACCUCAAUGACGAUGAGCGUUUUAUUGAACUGUACAAUUUGGUUUUCAUGGAGUUUAAUCGAGAUACCGAAGGACGCCUUAUGCCCCUGCAAGCCAGAAACAUUGACACCGGUAUGGGACUGGAGCGAAUCGCGCAGGUGCUCCAGGGUGUACCGAAUAACUACGAGACGGACCUGAUGCGGCCGUUGCUUGACAAGACGGCGGAGCUUGCCGGCCGGGCGUACGCUUCCCUAUCUGAACGCGAACGAGUUUCUGCGAAGAUCGUUGCAGACCACGCUCGAGCCGUCGUCCACCUGUUAGCAGACGGCGUGCAGCCCUCAAACCUGGGGCGUGGGUAUGUGCUGCGGCGCCUCAUUCGCCGUAUGGUUCGUCACGGGCGUCAACUGGGUAUUGAGCAGGCGUUCACUGAAGUGGUCGCGGGCACUGCCGUAGCGCUAGCCGCAGACGCCGGCUACUUGCACGUUGCUGAGCAUCGCGCUCGUAUCACACGAGAGUUGCAGAUGGAGGAAGUGCGUUUUCGGCAAACGCUGGAACGUGGUGAAGCCCUACUCGCUGAACUUUUGCGCGAAAAUCGGGGGCAUAUCUCAGGGGAGGACGCUUUCGAGCUCUACGACACGUACGGCUUUCCCGUUGAGAUGACACAGGAAAUCGCUGCUGAGCAGGGUCUCCAGAUCGAUAUGGACGCCUUCCAGCGCUGUAUGGAGGCACAACGAGCACGAGCACGUGAGCGCGGUCGACCGGGUAGCAUCGAUCUGCCCGCCGAGAGCGAACUUGUCGCACAGCUGGGCGGCAACGGCACCGCUAUAGACCGUACCGAGUUUGUUGGUUACGAGCAGGAGCAAGUCGCCACUGCGCGCAUUGUGGCCCUUAUCGUGGAUGGCAAGGCAGUGCAGAGCCUCGCCAGCGUACCCGAAGGGUCGCUGAACAAAGUGCAAGUCAUUUUGGACCGCACCCCCUUCUAUGCUGAAGGCGGAGGACAGGUUGCCGACACCGGUGAAUUGCAGCUGGUGCAGCGGGAACCGCGAAUAGCGCUACGAGUUGCCGACGUGCAACAGCUGGGCAAUGCCUGGAUCCAUACAGCCUCCCUGGAUGGCACCUCUGCUGACCUACACGUGGGUGACGUCGUAACCGCUCGUAUUGACGCAGCCCGUCGUCGUCGGAUUCGGGCACACCACACAGGUACGCAUCUUCUGCAGGCUGCACUCCGCCAAGUCCUUGGUGCUGAUCAGGUCGCCCAGGCGGGGUCGCUUGUCGACUCAGAGCGUCUACGCUUUGAUUUUACGGCUCCGAGAGCGCUCACCGACCGUGAACUGGAGCUGGUGAGUGAGCUCGUCAAUCAGUGGAUUGACGAAGCACAUCCGUUGAUCGUAGAGCAUCUGCCGUAUCCGGAAGCGGUUCAGCGCGGUGCAAUCGCGAUGUUCGGCGAAAAGUACGGUGAUGUGGUGCGGGUCGUCAAUGUGCCAGGGGUCUCUAUGGAGCUUUGUGGAGGCACCCAUGUCCGCAACACAGCAGAAGUUGGCCUCUUUCAUGUCCUAAGCGAGAGUAGCAUAUCCUCGGGUGUUCGGCGGAUUGAGGCGAUAUGCGGGCAGGCCGCUCGCGAUUUCCUGAACCAGCGGGAUCUCUUGGUGCGUACCCUGCAGCAGACUUUGCGGGUGACCCAAAGCGCCGAGCUCGUGGCACGAGCUGAGGCAUUACUGAACGAAAACAAGCUGCUAGAGCGACAGGCGGCGAGUGCGCGCACAGAGCUUGCCAAAGCGCUCGCAAUGCGCUGCUUGCCAACGCAGCAGCUCAGACAAGAGACUGGCAAGCCGGUGGCGUUGCUCAUCAAGCGUCUGGAUCAAGUAGACGCAGUGGGAACGGCGCUCGGCUCCUGGGACAACGAUAUCCUCGGUGCCGCUGCCGACGCCAUCCUCUCGCAACUUGGUGAUCGAGGUAUCGUAGUGCUAGCAGCAGCAGCAGCACCCAGUGCGCAACAAGUGAUCAUGGUCGGCCGCUGUACACCGCUCGUGGCUAGCGAGACGCCCGUGCAUAUGGGUCGGUUACUACAGGCGGCAGCAAAGCGGUGCCGCGGUGGCGGUGGUGGAAAACCUACCCAAGCCCAGGCAGGCGGCCGUGAUGCUACCUCGCUGGAUGCCGCACUUGCAGCUCUGCAAGAGGAAGUUUCCCGAUUACUCCAAGGUUCGUAA